Trichomonas vaginalis G3 is the source of this 582-nucleotide messenger RNA. Its product is annotated as acetylation-dependent protein binding. The record is from RefSeq and is a predicted model, not a curated record. The coding region runs from base 1 to 582 and encodes 193 amino acids. Lineage: Eukaryota; Parabasalia; Trichomonadida; Trichomonadidae. Gene Ontology annotation, molecular function: protein binding. The transcript has a single exon.
AUGCUGAAUAAGUUCCAGCUUUCCAUCUGCGAUAGUAUAGUAGACAACCUUAUUGAUUCACCAUUAUGCACCCCAUUUAUUCAUCUUGUCGAUCCAAUAGCCGAUGGUGCUCCAGAUUAUAAUGAAAUUAUCAAGCAACCAAUGGCUUUAGAAGUAGUAAAAAGAAAAAUACAAACAAAAGAAUACAAAACGCUAGAUGAAUUCAAAAAUGAUGUAAAUUUGAUUUGGGCUAAUACAAUCACAUACAAUGGCGAAGAUACAAUAUAUUCUUAUAUGGCAAAAGAAAGUAAAAUUUGGUUUAAUAAUAUGGCAUCUAAAAUUACAGAGUCUAACGAGACUGACUGGACUCGCAAAUUACAAAGCACAAUUUCCAAACUAAACAAAUUACUAUCAAACCCACCAGAGGAAUGUGAUCCAAAUGGUGAAAUAAAGAAAGAGUGUAUGGAACAAGAAAAGCUAGAAGAACAAUUAGAAAAUGUAGAAGAAGAAAAGAAAGAUAAUAAGAAAGAAGAUGAAAAGAAGGAAGAAAAGCCUAAGCAAGAAGAUCCUAAACCACAGCCAAACUCAAAUGAGAAUAAAUAA